AUGAGUGCAACGGAAGAAGAGCCCGAAAGAAUGGCAAACCGUGUGGCAGGGGUGACGUUGGAAUCCGAUUCGCUGCCAGAAUCGGCGGUUGGGAAGAGGGUACGGCGACGACGAAAGACACGACCAAAGCAGAUGGAGGUCGAUCCUCCCGUCCCACUCGGCCCACCACGCGAACCACGACGCCUCCAGGACCACGGCGAUGGCUCGCAAAUGGACUGGCAGGUCGAAGAAUCCGAUAUCUGCUCCACUGACUCCGGCUCCCCACGCAACCAUGACGCCGACGAUGAGCAGAGCGAUUGGGUCGGAUACGCCGGCAACGAAAUGGAAGAGGCAGACGUCGCUGGCCCAUCAUCCGCAUCCGAACGGCGACGACGAUCGGGAAAGCCGUCGACCGCCAUGUCCGUCAUUCAAAGCAAGCUGGAAAAAUUUUCGAAAGAUCCUGCCUCAACCGAAUUAACGAUCGAUCUACGCGCGAAAGAACGAACACAAACUGCACAGUUCGGCCGCUUCCUGCAACUCUACAAAUUGGAAAUUGUCCGGCGGCAACGCGGUACGAUCAUCCUACGCAAGCGCCGACCUACACUAGCCGUCACCGCUCUCACA
Mesorhabditis spiculigera is the source of this 603-nucleotide messenger RNA. The record is from the annotation of a GenBank genome assembly. NCBI's taxonomy places the organism in Eukaryota, Metazoa, Nematoda, Chromadorea, Rhabditida, Rhabditidae.